CGGACGCGGCCGCCCGCCCUGCCUUCCUGCCGCAUCCACCUGCCCCGCGGACAGCGCGCCGUCCAUGGCGGGGGCCGCCCCGACCACGGCCUUCGGGCAGGCGGUGAUCGGCCCGCCGGGCUCGGGGAAGACCACGUACUGCUCGGGCAUGAGCGAAUUCCUGCGCGCUCUGGGCCGGCGCGUGGCGGUGGUGAACCUGGACCCGGCCAACGAGGGGCUGCCGUACGAGUGCGCCGUGGACGUGAGCGAGCUGGUGGGGCUGGGCGACGUGAUGGACGCGCUGCGGCUGGGCCCCAACGGCGGCCUGCUCUACUGCAUGGAGUACCUGGAGGCCAACCUGGACUGGCUGCGUGCCAAGCUCGAGCCCCUCCGCGGUCACUACUUCCUGUUCGACUGCCCGGGCCAGGUGGAACUCUGCACGCACCACGGCGCUCUGCGCAAUAUCUUCUCCCAGAUGGCGCAGUGGGACCUCAGGCUGACUGCUGUCCAUCUAGUGGAUUCUCACUAUUGCACAGACCCAGCCAAGUUCAUUUCGGUACUGUGUACCUCUCUGGCCACCAUGCUGCAUGUGGAGCUGCCCCACGUCAACCUCCUCUCCAAGAUGGACCUCAUUGAGCACUAUGGGAAGCUGGCCUUCAACCUGGAUUACUAUACAGAGGUCCUGGACCUCUCCUACCUGCUCGACCACCUAGCUUCUGAUCCUUUCUUCCGCCACUACCGCCAGCUCAAUGAGAAACUGGUGCAGCUCAUCGAAGACUACAGUUUGGUGUCCUUCGUCCCUCUUAACAUCCAGGACAAGGAGAGUAUUCAGCGAGUCCUGCAAGCUGUGGAUAAAGCCAAUGGCUACUGUUUCGGGGUCCAAGAGCAGCGAAGCCUGGAAGCCAUGAUGUCUGCCGCCAUGGGAGCUGACUUCCAUUUCUCCUCCACCCUGGGCAUCCAGGAGAAGUACCUGGCUCCCUCAGACCAGUCAGUGGAGCAGGAAACCAUGCAGUUAUAGCAACAAUCUGGGCUCUGGAGAGCCAGACACGUAACCUAGCACCGGGGGAAGUGACCACUCCCAGUGAGCAGCGGACAGCUUGGCAGGCACAGAUCCAAGGACAAGUCCUUUCAGCCAGAACUGAGAAGCUGGCAAAGGGAGACUCAGCCCUGCCAAGGACAUCUAGCCAAAAGGCAGACAUGGUGCCCAAUAGAGCACCCAUCGUCCUCCAUGCUUACAAGCUCUGGGCACUACCACCGGGAAUGCAGCACCGGCCCCUCCCUGGCAGUGAUGGACUGUACUACAAUACGAGGGUUUAUUUUCUGUUUUUUGUGGCUUCUAAACUUCCUUCUACCACCCAGACCCAGGGAUUUGGGGCAGAACAAGGGACUGCCACCUUACCUGGUCCACGUUUUCCCCAAAGUGCAGAAGCAUACUGGGGGAUGGACAGUCUCCAGUCAUGUGCUUUUGUUCAUCUCCAAUUUUAACAGUGAGCCUUAAAUUUGAAUUUUCACAGGCAACACUUCUUAGCUAGAUUUCAUUUUAAAAUAUUUUCAUUGUAUUGCAUGGUUUUAUUCUGUUUUGGGCAAAUGUUAACUAGUUUUUCAUUUAUGGCAGUGAUUAAAAUUUCACUUUAAAAUGAAAACUGGCAUUUGCUUCCUUUGCUUUUGCAGCUAGUUGAAUGCAAUUCAUAUUUUCAACCAAUAGGUGGCAUCCCAGGCUUUUAAAAAAAUAUUUUUUGCAUUUGUAGCCUUGGGGCAGAAAGGGACAGAUGGUGAUUGUGCCAAAAGUCUUACUUGUAGACACUCGGUCCUGUUAACACACGUGAAGGGCUUGACAUUUUACAAAGUGCUUCCAUGCACAUGGUCCUCAUGUGGUUCUCACAGCUAACUCUGGAAAGAGGGACAAAAUGGGGAUGUUACUGAACCCAUUUUACAGAGAGGAAACCACAGAUAAAGAGUUUGAACUUUGAUUCUCUCAUGGUCCACUUUACUGACUUCUUUAAUUGUGAAUACUUACCAGUGAAAUGUCAAGGCCCCACAGGGGUUGUAGCCAAUCAGGAGACAGAGUGUAGAUACUUAUCGAGAAUUACUAAAUCACAAAUCAGAGGGAAGAGAGAUCACUGUGGGCUUGGGCUCUUGGAGGAUUCAGUUUAAAAAAAUCUCUUCCGAAGUGGCUUUGCCCUUGAUCUUAGCCAAAAGGCCGAGAAGCGAUCCGAAGUGGCUUUGCAGUGGGGCCUUUCCCUUUCCAGUUUUGGCAGCCACAGCAUAAGACAGAAGAGGAAGGGGCUAUGAGGAGGCAGCUGUGGCUGGAACAAUAUGAAAGCCGGCAACCUCCCCUCCCACGCCUGACCAUAGAGGGGAUAAUAACCAGGUGUUGCUUCCCCAGCCUCUUUCAUGUGAGGAGUUCAAAGCAUCUCACCCUUAUUAACACCCUGCACAGUAGGUGGGGAGUAUCAACAGAGCUAGCCAGGGAAACUGAGGGCAGGAGGCACAGCCUAAGGCUGGCUGUGAGUCACCUGUGGGGCUUGGCGCCCAGGUGCUGGACAAAUUCCUCAUCAGUUAGGAUGUGAGGGUGGGUGCUGUGUUUUUGAAAAUAGCCAGAGCUGUGGUCAUGGGUUUUGAUGCUUACCCCAUCACAGAGGCUCCAGUGCUCACCAAAGCAAACCAGCUGGCAGGGAGGCGUCAUUUAGAACUUUAUGGUCUCACAUCCAAGCACCCUCAGCAUUACUCCUUUGCAGUCCUUAGUAGAGAAGGGGGGAAAUAAUCCAAAUCUUUAUCUUCAGGCCUUGGUGUCACAGCAGGGGUGCAUUCUCUAGUGACAGCAAGAUGAUGCUUCCCCUGCAUGGUGGGAGGGUACAGCACCAUGCAGAAAAGAGACUAGGUGACUUGUGGGUAAGAGAAUGACUGUUCUCCAAUAUGCCUGACAUGUGGUAACCUUUGUAAGAAUUUUUUAUUUUUCCUUUCCUGAUUAAAAACACAAAACUAGGGCCUCCCUGGUGGCGCAGCGGUUGAGCGCUGGGCUGUGAAGCUGCCAGCAGCUUCUGCAGCGCCAGUUCGAUCCCCAGCUGCUCCCCAGCUGCUCCCCGGCCACCGGAGGAGGCUCCCACAUGGCGCGCAGACCUCUCCUGCCUCCCGCUGCUGCCCUCAGCAGUGUACUUCGGUCCUUCUG
Messenger RNA from Talpa occidentalis (Iberian mole), 3148 nucleotides. It is a transcript of the gene GPN2, whose product is annotated as GPN-loop GTPase 2. The coding region runs from base 65 to 997 and encodes 310 amino acids. The transcript has 5 exons. The record is from RefSeq and is a predicted model, not a curated record. Lineage: Eukaryota; Metazoa; Chordata; Mammalia; Eulipotyphla; Talpidae. Gene Ontology annotation, cellular component: cytoplasm. Gene Ontology annotation, molecular function: GTPase activity.